Messenger RNA from Endocarpon pusillum Z07020, 3453 nucleotides. RefSeq lists its product as uncharacterized. The coding region runs from base 1 to 3453 and encodes 1150 amino acids. Gene Ontology annotation, cellular component: membrane; endomembrane system. NCBI's taxonomy places the organism in Eukaryota, Fungi, Ascomycota, Eurotiomycetes, Verrucariales, Verrucariaceae. Gene Ontology annotation, molecular function: calcium:proton antiporter activity. The record is from RefSeq and is a predicted model, not a curated record. The transcript is spliced from 3 exons. Gene Ontology annotation, biological process: calcium ion transmembrane transport; intracellular calcium ion homeostasis.
AUGGCUUCGAAUGAACCGAAUGCGAGGGCUUCGUCGGAGCAGAACAGUGUCCACGAAGAAGGACAAGGGGAUACAUCAUCGCGAUACGUGAGACCUUCACAGCCAAGUCCAAAUUAUGGGUCUUUAAACACGUUUCACAGAACUCCAACCCAGCCACAGGUCGUUCAAGACGCAGCGGACAGGGCGAACCAGAGACUCGGACCACGAGUACCUAAUUCCCCUGCGACUCGUCUCGACGGGCAAUCACCUUUGAACUCUCCCAUGUCACCUCAAACCUCCAACAAAUCCAAAAAACCUCCUGUAAUACGUCGCGCCUCAACCAAGAGGGCACUUCCACAACGCGGACAAGAGUUUUCGGUCGACGAUGACCUAUCUGAGCUCGAGGCCGACCAACAACCUCAGACAUUGCACUCUGCGGGCUUUCCACCGAAUCGAAAGCAGGAUGCCACCAUCAGGAGGCGUACAGCUGCACAAGUAACACCUUUAUUAAGAGUAGAUUCCGAAGAAGAGGAAGCGCCACAGACUCUACAUCGAAUGCAAUCACGAGAACAAGUGACUGAGGGCGGAGACGAUGUACCACCAGAUGAACAGGAACAGGAGGAAGCCAACGACGGGGAAGACGACGGUGAUGUUAGUGAUGCUGAAAGUUUCACUCUUAAAGACCGCCAAUUGGCUAUUAACCAAACACAUCCUUUCGGUAUAAGAAUUUGGAAACCUGCGCUGUACAAGAAGAACCGUUCCGUCGAGAAGACAGCGGAGGAGGACAUCCACUCAUCACCCAGCGCUGGCGUGACCACUUGGCUCUGGAUCUUCAAUUUUCUGUGGACCUUGCUGUUUGGCUGGUGGUUGGCCAUUGCUUGCUUGUUAUCCGCUGCGGCCUGCUUCGUCUUUGCCGUAGAUCCUACUGCGUUGGAGUACAGCAAAGUCUUCUGGGGCUUAGCACGUUAUCUCUUCUAUCCUUUUGGCCAGUUUGUCAAGCUGGAAGCUGAUCAGAAUUAUGCAGAGGAGGAUGAGGGGGAGGGCAGGAGCAUAAGUGAAUACGAGCGAUGGCAGACUGGAGACUUGGAACACGGUCGACUCUUCUUUGGUCCAACUCAUACUACUGGCUCUAUCAUCGGUCGACGUAGGAACAGCAUGGACUCAGCUAGCGAGCAAGACAGUCUGCUUGGACGGUCAGUCAGACAAGAUCGCAUCGACACCAACGCUCCCAGAAACAAGAGGAGGAUAUUCGGUCGUGGCCAAUGGACAAUCGGCAGGGUUGUCUUCUAUGGUCUUUUCUACUUCUUUGUGGCGCCACUGAUGCUUCUUGCCUCUGCGGCAUGCUGGAUGCUGGUGUUCUGGAUUCCUAUGGCUCGUGUCGUGUCGAUUCUCUUUUCGCACCUCCGCAGACACCCUCUCGCACUAUCAUUUCAUCCAGAUGCCAGCUACGCCCGAAGCUCCACAUCACCAUCCUCGGUUCUUCUCUGCACGUAUCGUGCUGUUGGUACGAAAUAUUGGAAAUACACCGUCGAUGGAACGAACGUUUUCCUCAUCAACUUGCUCGGGGUUGUUGCUUUCGUGAUUGUCGACUUCUUCCUCCUUGGUGAAGCACUCGGCCUCAGAAUAUGGCUGACUAGUCCGGCACUAUUGUUCAGCUUGGGUCUUCUCUCGGUAGUGCCGCUGGCCUACUUUAUCGGUCAGGCAGUGGCUUCAAUCUCCGCCCAGUCCUCGAUGGGCAUGGGUGCUGCAGUCAAUGCCUUUUUCUCCACAAUAGUGGAAGUCUAUCUCUACUGUGUGGCUCUGAAGGAGGGCAAGGGAAAACUCGUGGAGGGCAGUAUCAUUGGAAGUAUUUUUGCUGGUAUUCUGUUCUUGCCUGGUUUGUCUAUGUGCUUUGGUGCCAUCAAACGAAAGACACAGCGAUUCAACGUGAAGUCUGCCAGCGCAACGUCGACAAUGUUACUAUUUGCGGUCAUUGCAGCUUUCGGCCCAACGCUGUUCUACAAGAUCUAUGGUAGCCAUGAACUCGUUUGCUAUUCUUGUAGUACCAUAGAUAGCCUGGACGGAGAACCAAACCGGGACUGUCGGAGGUGCUAUUUUCGACAGAUACCCGCCGUCAACGAUGACUUCUUCGUGGAUGCCGUCCGACCGUACUGCUGGUUCGCUGCCGUUAUGCUUUUUAUCUCUUACAUAAUUGGUCUACUUUUCACCCUGCGAACACAUGCAGCGGUCAUUUGGACCACAGAGGGCGAAGAGAAAAAAACUGCACAGCCUUCUACAGCAGAGGUGAGCCCUUUGGAAACUCGCCACCAUAGCAUAGCGAAUGGUCAAUUGUUGGCAGCGCCCAGUCCUUCUUUUAUACCCACUAAUUCAGUGCGUGAUUCGGCGCUUUACAAGAGGAUCCUUGGUCAAUCACUGAAGCAGUUCGGGGUGAAUGUACCAGAGUCAGAUCGGUCAGGGGAUCAACUAUCCAGCCACAAGAGUCCAUCUCUCAGCCAUAGCCAAGAAAUAGACCAUAACAAAUCAGAGACAACAGAGACUCCCCAUGUUGUUCCUCCCAAGAACAAGAGUGGGGGAAACGGCACUGUUAACAUACCAGGAAUGCCAACUCUUACCGAGGAGGAGAAUCAUCAUCUUGCAACAUAUGUUGCUGAAGUAGCUGCUACAGCAGCCACUGUCGCCGCUCGAGACGCUACGAAGGCUCCACGUCGGGCUUCCUUUCAUGCUCAGCAUUCUUACCUAGGUGGCAAAACCAGUCGGCCUCAAUCGAUUCGCCAUGGACAUAGCAUCGAAGCACAUCCACCUACCACGGCGGUAGAGCCAGCUGCACACGCCUCUGGGGAAGGGGCCGGUGGUCAUGAUGCACCCAAUUGGUCCAGAACGAAAUCUUCGGUCAUCUUGUGCGGUGCCACGGUGGCCUAUGCACUUAUUGCGGAAGUUCUCGUCCAUACCGUUGACGUUGUUUUGCAGUCUGUGGAUAUUGACGAAAAGUUUCUCGGCAUCACGCUUUUUGCCUUGGUCCCCAACACCACCGAAUUCCUGAACGCUAUUUCGUUUGCAAUGAAUGGCAACAUCGCUCUGAGCAUGGAGAUUGGAUCCGCAUAUGCUUUGCAGGUCUGUCUUCUCCAGAUCCCUGCCCUUGUCCUCUUCUCCGCUAUUCAUGGAAGGUGGAUUGAUCCGACCGACUUGCUCGAUCACACCUUCAGCCUCAUCUUCCCUCAAUUCGACAUGGUGACGGUGAUUCUGUGCGUGUUCCUCCUGAGUUAUAUGUACGGAGAAGGGAAAAGCAACUACUUCAAGGGCGGUAUCCUGAUUCUCACCUACCUGGUGGUGAUUAUGGGCUUCUACUACUCGGGAUAUACACGCUUUGAUGUGAUGGGUGUAGAUCCGAGCGACACUCUCGCCAUCAUGUCUUCUCCGGGAAUGUCAAGCAUGGCUGCUGGCCGGCAGCUUUCUGUUCCUCGCCGAGAGUUGUGA